Messenger RNA from Morone saxatilis (striped sea-bass), 769 nucleotides. RefSeq names its product glycoprotein hormones, alpha polypeptide (gene cga). The transcript has 4 exons. The coding region runs from base 187 to 546 and encodes 119 amino acids. The record is from RefSeq and is a predicted model, not a curated record. Lineage: Eukaryota; Metazoa; Chordata; Actinopteri; Moronidae. Gene Ontology annotation, molecular function: follicle-stimulating hormone activity. Gene Ontology annotation, cellular component: extracellular region; follicle-stimulating hormone complex. Gene Ontology annotation, biological process: positive regulation of steroid biosynthetic process; thyroid hormone generation.
AGCAGUGACAGUGUUGACACCGGAGCCCCUGAGAUUAUAUCUGACUGGUGUUUCAUCAAGCAUGACCAUGUAAUCCACGCCAUUUAUUUUACACCUGGGGCUUUCCACGUCUCUGUGGUUCUCAUCAUCCUCCUUGCUACCAGCAGAACUUAAAGAUCCCCUCCCUAUGUAACUGCUGCAACCACGAUGGGCUCAGUGAAAUCAGCUGGACUGUCUCUUCUUCUGUUGUCUUUUAUUCUUUACGUAGUUGAUUCUUACCCCAGCAUGGACUUAUCAAACAUGGGCUGUGAGGAGUGCACACUGAGAAAGAACAGUGUUUUCUCGAGGGAUCGUCCGGUCUAUCAGUGCAUGGGCUGUUGCUUCUCCAGAGCGUACCCAACACCUCUCAAGGCCAUGAAGACGAUGACUAUCCCGAAGAACAUCACCUCGGAGGCCACAUGCUGCGUCGCAAAGCACAGCUACGAGGUACAGACAGAGGUGGCCGGCAUAAAGGUGCGAAACCACACAGACUGCCACUGCAGCACCUGCUAUUUUCAUAAGAUAUGACAGAUGGGAACUGGAGACCAUUCUGCAGCACUCAGCAUGGCAACAAAUUGUGCUUCUUUUAAUAUGCAUGAGCUCUUCUCUUUUAAAAUGUAAUUUCUUGUGUUGCCAGAUAAUAUUUUUGUAGCAAUUCUGUGUCUGUGAUGUGUAAUUAGCCUACAUUCUUGCAUUGAUAGAGAUGUGUGAUUAAAUGUAGAUUGAAAAGCAAUUAAAAUGUGCACCCAGA